This is a messenger RNA of Trypanosoma theileri, 585 nucleotides long. RefSeq lists its product as uncharacterized. NCBI's taxonomy places the organism in Eukaryota, Euglenozoa, Kinetoplastea, Trypanosomatida, Trypanosomatidae. The record is from RefSeq and is a predicted model, not a curated record. The transcript has a single exon. The coding region runs from base 1 to 585 and encodes 194 amino acids.
AUGCUCUUUUUCCUAUUUCGUUGGAUUAUUACAUCGGCCAUUUUUAAUUUGGGUCUUCUUUAUGCUGCAUUUGGAACCAUGUAUGCGGCGGAGGAAACAGCACGGGCUAACGGUAAGAGUAUUUCCUUCCCGCUGAGUUCACUGAAGCUUUGGUUAAUUCUCAUGUUUUUCGUGUCUCUUUCAUAUAUUGGCAUGGAACAGUUUCCCUUCUUUCUUGAGGCCCGUGCACUCUUUACGUGGCUGAUUAUCACAAGCCCAUCCACCUCACAUUCCAGGGUGUAUAAUAUUAUCUUUGAUCCAUUGCUGGGGCGUAUUGUAAAGAUGCUUGCGGUGCUGGAAAAUAAUCAAUUGAUUGCCGAAAAGAUUGGAAUUGGUGCUGUUCGUCUUUGUGUGGAGUUGGCGAUAACUAUUAUGAAUUAUGUAGCACGAAGUGGAUCGUUUGAAGAAGAAAGUGUAAAUGAUAUUAUGGCUGGUCUCAUGUUUUCUCGUAAUGCUCUUCAAACACCUACACCAUCUCAGAUAGGCAGUGAUAGCAGUAGUGCGGCUUCAUCUCCUCCUUAUCUUCCACAUACAAUUUUGAGAUGA